Cucurbita pepo subsp. pepo (vegetable marrow) is the source of this 745-nucleotide messenger RNA. Its product is annotated as cell number regulator 2. Lineage: Eukaryota; Viridiplantae; Streptophyta; Magnoliopsida; Cucurbitales; Cucurbitaceae. The record is from RefSeq and is a predicted model, not a curated record.
AAACUUUGUUAUAAGAAACAUCAAUAAAUUGGAGAACAGAAGAACUCCACAACCCAGAAUUGGAAACCAAAUUUGGUUGGCUUAAUUAUUUGAAGGAAAACAAGAUGUCCGGCGGUAUUCCGGUGAAUGCAGGCAACGGAACCCCAUGGUCCACCGGCCUCUGUGACUGCUUCGACGACAUGAGAUCAUGUUGUUGUACGUUAUGGUGUCCAUGCGCGUCUUUCGGAAAAGCUGCCGAGAUCAUAGAUGAAGGAUCAAGUUCCUGUUUGGGUCAGGCAUUGCUUUUCAGUGUGAUAGCUUGCUUUACGCCCUGCAUAUUCCUUUAUACUUGCUAUUAUCGUUCCCGACUGAGGGCAAAGUAUCAGCUUCAAGAAACCCCCUGCAACGAUUGCUGUGUUCACUUUUGGUGUUUGAGUUGUGCAAUGUGUCAAGAGCAUCGUGAGCUCAAGAAUCGUGGUUUAGACCCCCAUAUCGGUUGGCAAGGAAACAUGCAGAAACAAAAUUACGGUAUAGAGAUCCCGCCCGUGGUCGAAGGACAAAUGAGACGUUGAAGUUUGAAAGACUUAAAAAGAGUCUUAUGAAAGGGAAGGAAUAAGAAUGGUUGUUUCCCCUCUGCAUUUCUAUGUCGGAAUCUUUAUAUUGAGUUUCUCUUUUCUACCGUUCGUAUGUUCAGGUCAAGUUUUAAUGUAAUAUGGCUGUCAUGGUUUGGAUAGAAUUUCGAGUUCAAUUAGGACCAAUUCUACUA